Molecule: messenger RNA, 1785 nt
Organism: Naegleria lovaniensis
Lineage: Eukaryota; Heterolobosea; Eutetramitea; Acrasida; Naegleriidae
Exons: 5
Coding region: 1-1785 (594 amino acids)
Source: RefSeq, a predicted model, not a curated record
AUGCGUCUCCAUAAAAUUCAUAGGCUCGCGUUCUUUUUAUCAUCAGCGCUCGUCUUGUUGCUGAUUGGAUUACCUUCACUCGGGGUUGCGAUUUUGUUUUCUGUUCAAUCGGAUUUAGAAGGAUUUUAUACAAUUACAAACUCCUACUCGUCUGUUUGGAUUUUAGUCGUUUGCUUUAUUUAUUGUGUAUUGGUGUUAUUAGAUGCAUUUUCUGAUGUUUUGCUAAAGCUAUGUUUGGAUCGUAGAAACAAGCAAAAGCAAUUUCCAUCACUCACAUGUUUUUUAAUUUUGAGAUGUCUUUUAUCCUCAUUGAUGAUUGUGAUUGGAUUUAUAGCAUUUAUAACAUAUGCAUGCGUUGCAGAGGUUGAAUAUGUGGCAGGUAUUUGCUCUUUAGGAUUAAUUGCACUUGGAUUUUUGAGUCUUGUAAUGAAUAUUUUCAAAUACAAAUGGGUCAAGUUGAGAGGUACCUCCGAAACAUUUCAUUAUGAUAAAUUAUUAAGACCUCGAUCUUCACGAGAAGAAGAUGAAGAUGACGGAUUUUUAAAGUAUAGAGCAGAUUCUGGGUAUUACGAUGAGGAGUUGAAAGAUCAUACAAACCUGGGACUCAUGAGACGACGCUCACAAUCAUCUGUCUACAAAUAUAAGGAACACUUGAAAGUAACAAAAUAUUGUGUAGGAAACAUGAUAUGCAAAAUAAUUUUUUAUGCUUUGCUGUUACUUCCAUUUGGACUUUCUUUAGCAUUCCUUUAUCAAUCUGUUGGAUAUGCUAUAGAUGAGGUGAUGCCAGUGGGAAAGCUUGUCACAAUUACCAAUUCUAAAGAUGGAAGUUCUUAUAGAAUUCACAUUGAUUGCAAAGGCACUCCUAUCAACAAUUAUCCAACCAUAGUAGUGGAUUCUGGUCUUGGAAUUUCUUCAUCUUCAGUUUACUGGUCUGAUAUUCAAAACGCCAUUUCACAGUACACUAAAAUUUGCGUGUAUGAUAGAGCAGGUUAUUCAUUUAGUGAUUCUGGAUACUCUCCUAGAACAUCACAACAAAUAGUGAACGAAUUGGAUAGUCUCUUAACAGCACACAACAUUAGCGAGAAACUUCUUUUAAUUGGUCACUCUUUUGGAGGAAUGAAUGUUCGUCUCUAUGCCUCAAUUUUCCCUGAAAAAGUUGCUGGACUGUUACUAAUUGAUCCAUCCCAUGAGAAUCAAACCAUUGCGUUUCGAUUGGCACAAGACAAGAGUAUUGAUCCUCAGGCCAUCGCCAAUGAUUUAGCAAAAGAAAAUUUGUAUUUAAACACCGGUAGGAUAAUGGCACCAUUGGGAUCGCUCCGAUUGACAGCUGCCAUUAUACCUGAUCAAGUACUGAAUCCUUUCAGUAAGGGAAAUCUGAGUUCUAAUGACUGGAAAAUUCUUCGUUUUUCAGCGCUUUCUAACAAGUACUCGAAUGUGAUUUAUUCGGAAAGUGCUCACUUUUCGACAACUUCAGCACAGCAAGUUCUUGCACAUAAGAAAAGCUUUGGAAAUUUGCCACUCAUGAUUUUAACUGCUGGUGCAAGUAUUAAUGGCACAUGUGCUCAGAACCACUUUCCAGAUGAUUCGCAAGAAUGUAAGGAUCAUUUGAAAUACAUGAAAAGUACUGCACAUGUGAUCGAAGAGUUGGAGCAAGACGUUUUGAAGUUGUCAACUCAAUCAGAGUGGAAAAUUAUUUGGAAUGCAUCACAUAAUAUUGCUAUAGACAAUCCUGAAGCAGUGAUUGAAAAUAUUAAGGAAAUGCUUGACAAAUCAAAAGCACAAUAA